This is a messenger RNA of Cajanus cajan (pigeon pea), 809 nucleotides long. RefSeq names its product transcription factor MYBS3. NCBI's taxonomy places the organism in Eukaryota, Viridiplantae, Streptophyta, Magnoliopsida, Fabales, Fabaceae. Gene Ontology annotation, molecular function: DNA binding; zinc ion binding. Gene Ontology annotation, biological process: response to gibberellin; response to ethylene. The record is from RefSeq and is a predicted model, not a curated record.
UGCACGUUAACAAUAGCGCCACCAAAGACCGCACAAAUGUACGAUUUCUCUACCUUUCUGUGUCUCUUGCUUUUAUUCUCAUUUCCAUGUCUAUAUAUGCGUGUGGUGUGUGUGGGUUAGUAAGCCCGAGGGGUAUUCUUUGAGAAAUGGGAAUAGCUAGGAAAUGUUCAUAUUGUGGUAACUUGGGUCACAAUGCAAGGACUUGUAAAAGUCUCAGUCACAGACAACUAAAGCUCUUCGGAGUGCAACUUGAUGUUUAUUCUUCUUCAUCAUUACCUUCGUAUUCUGCCACCCAAACAAGUUUCAGCACCAACUACUUGUUCUCUUCGCCUGUAUCCUCCUCCUUUUCCUCGCCUUCCCUGCCUCCUGCAAAUGAUAAUUCAGAUAGUUACUUCCUAGACACAAAAAAAGGUGUGUCGUGGACAGAGGAGGAACAUCAAAUAUUUCUUGCAGGGCUUGAGAAGUUGGGGAAGGGAAACUUGAGAGGCAUGUCUAGAAGCUUUGUCACAACAAGAACGUCUACCCAAGUUGAUAGGCACGCACAAAAGUAUUUUCUCCGUCAAUCAAACAAUACACUCAAUAGAACAAAACACCGUUCCACCCUAUUUCAUGGGCUCUCUCAGGGGCUCUCGCAUCCUCAUUCAGUGCUGAAUUGGCCUAUCACUUCAAAUGAUUGUACGUUCCAGAGCGUGUUCCUGGAUUUAGAACUCAAACUUGCAACUCCCAAGCCAUUGGAGCUGCCUUUUUAAGUUAUCCACUAGUAUGUGAUAUUUGAAGUAAUUUUCUUAAGAUAUGGUUAAAUUUCUAAA